AUGCUGGACUUUUUGGGCUCAGAGAAGAAUAAUGCACCAUCCUCUAAUGACCAUCUUUUUUCAGUAUUUUCUUUGAAUUCGGUGUUGCUUUGCUCGCUGAGGGCGGGGGCAUCGGUGAUAAUAAUGCCCAAGUUCGAGAUCGGGGUGAUGCUGGAGGGGAUCGAGCGGCACCAGGUGACGGUGGCGGCGGUGGUGCUGGCGCUGGCCAAGAACCCGGUGGUGGAGAAGCACGACUUGAGCUCGAUUCGGAUCGUGCUGUCGGGUGUGGCGCCCCUCGGAAGGGAGCUCGAGGAGGUGCCCCGGAGCAGAGUACCCCAAGCAGUCUUCGGCCAGGUAAAAACAGAGAGAGAGAGAGCAAUUUGCAUCCGCGGGCCUCAGAUAAUGAAAGGAUAUUUAGAUGAUCCAGAUGCCACGUCAGCAACCAUAGACGUGGAGCGUUGGCUACACACAGGGGACAUUGGCUACGUAGAUGAUGACGAAGAGGUUUUCAUAGUGGACCGUGUCAAAGAGCUCAUCAAACCAUAG
Molecule: messenger RNA, 525 nt
Organism: Ananas comosus (pineapple)
Lineage: Eukaryota; Viridiplantae; Streptophyta; Magnoliopsida; Poales; Bromeliaceae
Product: probable 4-coumarate--CoA ligase 2
Exons: 5
Coding region: 1-525 (174 amino acids)
Molecular function (GO): 4-coumarate-CoA ligase activity
Source: RefSeq, a predicted model, not a curated record